Dipodomys ordii (Ord's kangaroo rat) is the source of this 449-nucleotide messenger RNA. RefSeq names its product tubulin beta chain. Gene Ontology annotation, molecular function: structural constituent of cytoskeleton; GTPase activity; GTP binding. The record is from RefSeq and is a predicted model, not a curated record. Gene Ontology annotation, cellular component: microtubule; cytoplasm. NCBI's taxonomy places the organism in Eukaryota, Metazoa, Chordata, Mammalia, Rodentia, Heteromyidae. Gene Ontology annotation, biological process: mitotic cell cycle; microtubule cytoskeleton organization. The coding region runs from base 60 to 449 and encodes 129 amino acids. The transcript has a single exon.
UUGACCAGCCGGGCCAGCCAGCAGUACCAUGUUCUCUCAGUGCCCGACUCACCCAGCAGAUGUUUGACACCAAGAACAUGAUGGUCGCCUGUGAUCCCCGCCAUGGUUGUUACCUGACAGCAGCUGCCAUCUUCCGAGGCCGCAUGUCCAUGAAGGAGGUGGAUGAGCAGAUGCUCAAAAUGCAGAACAAGAACAGCAGCUACUUUGCAGACUGGAUUCCCAACAAUGUGAAGACAGCUGUAUGUGACAUCCCCCCGCGUGGCCUCACGAUGUCGGCCACCUUCAUCGGCAACAACACUGCCAACCAAGCACCCUUCAAGCGCACCUCAGAGCAAUUCAGUGCCAUGUUCCGGCGCAAGGCAUUCUUGCACUGGUAUACGGGAGAAGGCAUGGAUGAGAUGGAGUUCACUGAGGCAGAGAGCAAUAUCAACGACCUGGUGUCCGAGUAG